This is a messenger RNA of Paramuricea clavata, 1500 nucleotides long. The record is from the annotation of a GenBank genome assembly. Lineage: Eukaryota; Metazoa; Cnidaria; Anthozoa; Malacalcyonacea; Plexauridae.
AUGGCCGGGAUUAAACUACUGAGUAUAAAGAGAAACGAAGAAGCUUCGUAUUUCUAUGAAAACAAUGUCUCCACAACUCUCGACUCGAACAGAAAUGAAGUUGUUGGAGUUCAAGAAAAUCACAAGGCUCCCCAAAUUUCCAAGAAAUCAAGAAAACAGGAUGAAAGAAGAUCCAAGAAAGAGGAGAAACAAAAAAUAAAGGAAACGAAACAACGCGAAAAGGAAAAGAAGAAAUCGUUGAAAAAUUCUCGGAAAGAAGUCGUGGGAAGUGUCGACACAGCUAGAUCAAGCGAUCGCGCCCGGAUCAAAACUAACGGUGACGUCAAAAGUAACGGAGGUUUCCAAGUUGGGAUGGAUGUUGGCGAAGCAGCAGAGAACAAGAAUGAACAAUCGUUGAAUGCCCACGAAGAAGACAGGAAUGAAAACGAAGAAGACAGGAAUGAAAACGAAGAAUCUAAGGAAGAGCACGAUCUAACAAUUAGACUCGAGCACGAAGAAGCGUCGAACCAGGACGAAGAUUUAAGUAAAGAGCACGAAGGAGUAAGCAGCGAACACGAGUCAUCAAUAAAAAUACACGAAUCAACUCAAUUAGAGAUUACAGCACACGUAACCUCUAGUGAAGAACCCGGAGUUUCCGGUGAAACACACGCAACUUCGAGUGACAGACACGCUGAUCUGGAGCUUCGUUCCGAAAACUGCGUGGAAGAAACCAUCACAGUGGAUAGUGUUCAAACUACAGAAGAAGCUCCCAAGGAAUUCUCUCAUCAACCGAAGGUUAACCCUGAUAUCCCUGAACCGACAGGAGGACAGCAUCUUGAAAUUGAAAUAUCCGAUGUCACCGAUCUUGACGCCGACGCAUCAAGCUCGGAUCAAGUGAUAGUCGUGCAAAAUAACCUCCAGACCUCUACAUACCCAAGUAGCCCGGCCAGCGAGGGUCAGAUCCUGGUUGCGACAGUUCAGCAAGUUGAAAGUUGUGUCGACUUGGAUGGUAUUUUUGCUGAAUGCAAUGCACCGACGAACGAAGAGGAUAAAGAAGAGAAACGAAAGAGUGUUCGCUUUCAGGAAGAGACUGAAGAAAUCGGACACGGCGAAGUCGAGUCGGAAGAUCACGAGCAUGCGUCGAUGAACCUCGGAGGCGACUUUUCAGGCACUACUGAUGACGACAGCGUCGAGCGACCGCAAACAUUACAGCCUGCGGUUGACGUCGUGAAUAAAGAGGAAGGAAGAAAAGUGGAAAGUUGUGUUGACCUGGAUCACGUUUUUGCACCAUCCGAACAAGCGAGUGAUAUCGAAACAGUUCCCGAAGAAAAUCAUGUCGGAGUGGGUAAAGUGAACGGCAGUGCUAAAGUCAACGGUAAAGCGAAUCUCAGCAACAGUGGUACUAAGACGGACGAUUUGGUAGAAAUACGUUUGGACGAAUCAAACGAACACACGAAUACUACAAGGAAGAAAAAGGAGAAACGUAACAGAAGUGGAUUCAGGACAUGUUGCUUCCCGUGA